UGAGGUUCUGGCUAAAUCUAUGAUGCUCGAGCAGGAUCUAGACCAGGAAGGAUAUCUACGCUCAAAGAGUAACCCCUUCCAGGAUCUCCCUCACGACACCAAGGCCACUGUGUUCCAGAAAGGCUUUUUAAAACGCAAAGCGCAUGCAGACAUUGAUGGAAAACGCACUCCGUGGGGGAAACGAAGCUGGAAGACAUUCUAUGCCAUGCUGAAGGGAAUGGUGCUUUACCUGCAGAAGGAUGAUUAUGUGAAGGACUGCCAGAGCUCAGAGGAAGUGGUCAGCGUUCAUCACUCUCUGGCAGAGCGAGCUCUGAAUUACACCAAGCGGCCGCACGUGUUUCGCUUGCAGACGGCCGACUGGAGGGUCUUCCUCUUCGAGGCUGCUUCCACAGAGCAGAUGAACUCAUGGAUCGGGCGGAUAAACCUGGUGUCUGCGCUGUACUCCUCGCCACCCUUUCCUGCUGCUGUCGGCUCUCAGAGGAAGUUCUGUCGGCCCAUCCUGCCCGCGUCGCAGUCAAACCUCGUGCUGGACAAACAGCUGCAGUCGCAUGCGGCCAUGUUACAGAGCUUCCAGCAGGAUCUGUCUGCGCUCCAGCAGGAGGCGUCAGAGAGCAGGAAGACCAAAGCCAGGGAGCUGGAGGAGAUGAGGCAGAGAGAGGAGUACCUGCAGUAUGAGAAGUCUCGUUAUGAGGUCUAUCUUAAAGUUCUGGAGGCCUGGCAGAUGCUGCAGACGUCCGAUUCGUCAGUCGGAGACAGACUGAACGUGUUCGAUGAGGGAUUGUGGAGAGGAGAGAUGGACGAGGAGGAGGAUGAGGCUGAUGCCGGGAUGAAGCGAUCGCACUCCAGUCCAUCCCUGGAGUUAGAAACGCCUCCUCAGCCUGUAGUGAAAGUGCGACGCAACAUCUCAGAGAGACGCACCUAUCGAAAGAUCGUAGUUCCACGGCGGAACAAAGAGAUUUGAAAAAAAAAAUGAACUGUUACACACAAACUGUCAUGCUUGAAGCACUUGAAUCCUUUAAAGUUUUACAUCAUUUAAUAUAUUUUUAAAGUCUGUCCUGUCCAAGGUAAAAAAAAAAAAAAAAAAAAAGAAAAAGCAACAACAGUAGUCUUUUUAAAUAUAAAGAAUUUUUGCACAAACCUCUUAUUAAUUGACCCUCUUCAUACUGUCCACAAGAGGGAGAUGUUGCUCAAGAUGUUUAAAUGAAGGACAAUAGUUUUUACCUCAUUCAUAACCAUCACAUGUCAAUAAGAGUUUUUGAGGGGUCAGCUUAAUGUGUCAUCAACACAACAAUAGUAAACAGUGUGAAGAAGGGUACGGUGUAUGUUCAGUGCUGUCGCUCAGAAUACACUUGUUCCAGCCACAUUUCCUCUGUUUGAAAUCAUGGUGAUAAAGAGACCUCUGAUAGAGCCACUGCUGAAUGGCUCUUGUGUAUUGAGUGUUUGUGAAUUUCUCAUAUCCUUUCAUUUAAACAAGAACCCGUCAUUAAGCGCAGAUGCUGAGGAUGUGUUUGAUGGAUUGUGCCUCCAGGCUCUGGAUGCUCAGGAUGUGUCGGCUUGAUAAAGAUCUGAAAAGCCAAUAUCAGAUAAAUGCCGCCUGUUGACACGUAAACAGAUUGUGAGGAAAAACAAUCAAACUGUCAGUGAGUCAGAAAAUGACUGAACGCCACAUGGAUAGACCCAGAUUUGUGCUCUUAUAUCGCAACGCAAGUACUGAUGUGUGAUCCUGAAUAUGGCUAGACAAAAUAUUUUGUAAUUGAGCAACUUAUAUAGAAUAAGUUGAAUAGAAUUUGUUCAAGAAACCUACAUGAACAUACAUUACACAUCAGGGCCGUAACCACCAUAGCCAUUGUGGGGGGAGAUCAAAGAAGGCGGGGCUUAAUGUUCACUGAAGACAAGUGUGAAUUCCAAUGCAACACUUUUAGUUUUUACAGUGACGUGUGUGGUAAAAUAUAGCUAAACAUUAAAUAUUUGACAACUGUUUUACGAUGGAUAUGUUUAACGACCCACAGUAACAUACUGUGAUGCAAACAACUCAACUUUUCUAUGGAAUUUCUGCAUUUUGAAUUAUUUUUGACAUAUUAGACAUACCAACAAGAGUGAACAUGUGCAUAUUUUUAAAUAAAAUAUUAUUUGCCAAGAGUUUAAA
Molecule: messenger RNA, 2146 nt
Organism: Ctenopharyngodon idella (grass carp)
Lineage: Eukaryota; Metazoa; Chordata; Actinopteri; Cypriniformes; Xenocyprididae
Product: PH and SEC7 domain-containing protein 3
Exons: 6
Coding region: 20-961 (313 amino acids)
Molecular function (GO): phospholipid binding; protein binding
Source: RefSeq, a predicted model, not a curated record